Messenger RNA from Plutella xylostella (diamondback moth), 3359 nucleotides. NCBI's taxonomy places the organism in Eukaryota, Metazoa, Arthropoda, Insecta, Lepidoptera, Plutellidae. The record is from RefSeq and is a predicted model, not a curated record.
UCGAAUAAAAGUUUUUUUUCUGAAAAUAAGUGAAAAUAUUUUUCAUCAAUAAAUCGAGUUUUUAUGAAAAAUAGCUGAUAAUUACUGUUCUUAUAAACCGUAGUAGACAUUAGUAUUACGUAUGGUUUAAAAAAUACUAUUAAUUUACAGUAUUUAUUCAUCUGCACACAAAACACUUCUUCCCGUUAUCCCGAAGAAAUUACAGUCUGCCACGUUCAGACUGUGUUUGUAUGUUAAUUUCUUGAAGAUGCUGUUUAUUUAUUAGGUAUCCGGUUAAAUUUAAGGACCUAGGAACAACACUAUGUCCAGCAUGUCAGACCGCAAGGCAGAGCUGGAGCGCAAGAAGGCGAAGCUGCAGAUGCUGCGGGAGGAGAAGGACCGCCGCCGUCGUGAGAAGGAACAGAAGGAUGCCGAGGAAGCCCUGCAACGCGCCUCCACCGCCUCCAGCCUGGACAGCCGGCGCGACCUGGACGAGAUGCUGUCGUCCCUGGGCGUGGCUCCCGUGAAGGACGUGCUCUCCUCGCUCUCCUCCAUGACGUCACUGACGCCGCCGCAGACCGCCUCCCCGGAUGUCAGCUUGCCGCACGCUGAUAAACAGACGCCGAGUUUGCUGGUCACGAAAAAAGCGCCAACACUCCAACUGGUGUCAGUUCAAUCUACUGACAUCCCUCCGAAGGAGAAUGUGGUUUACACCAAGCAGACCCAAACCACCACUACAGGGGGGACAGAGUUGCGAGAUGGCUGCUCUUCCAAUCCAUCACCGCUUUCAGGAUACAUGGAGGACUGGUGGCGGCCACGUAAAGCACACGCGACCGACUACUACGAUGAGUACAAUCUAAACCCAGGCUUAGAGUGGGAGGACGAGUUCACAGUACUUACAUUCGACGACGGCGCGCGACAAGGGGACGAAGAGGACGCGGCGUUCCACGGCAAGCUGCCCCCGGGCAUCCUGCCGCACGGGCUGCCUACUGUGAAGGAGGUCCAGCCGGCUGUCACCCAGCCCGAGGAGAAGAAGGAGGAGGAGAAGGAGAAGAAAGCACGCGAACUAAGUGCGGACGAGAAGCAGACAAUAAUGCUGUCGGCAGAGUUCCAGCGGUUCAUCUCGCGCGCCGGGCGGGUCAUCGAGCGAGCCCUGGCAGAGAGCGUGGACAUCUACGCGGACUACACCGGCGCCAACCACAGCGAGAAUGCCAUAGACGACAAAUCCGACGCGAAACUCUCCGUGGUCCGUUCAUUCUACGACGAGCGCUGGUCGCGCGGGCGCUGCGUGACGUCACUGGACUGGAGCGCGGCGCAUCCGGAGCUGCUGCUGGCCUCCUACCACAACAGCGACGAGGCGCCGCACCAGCCCGACGGCGUGUGCCUGCUGUGGAACACCAAGUACAAGAAGAGCACGCCCGAGGACGUGUUCCACUGCCAGUCGCCCGUCAUGAGCGCCACCUUCGCCAGGUUCCACCCGAACCUGAUCCUGGGAGGGACGUACUCCGGCCAGAUCGUGUUGUGGGACAACCGCGUGCAGAAGCGAACGCCUAUACAGAGGACGCCACUGUCGUCGCUUGCGCACACUCACCCUGUAUACUGCCUGUCGGUGGUGGGCAGCCAGAACGCGCACAACCUCAUCUCCGUGUCCACCGACGGACGCAUGUGCUCCUGGUCGCUCGACAUGCUGUCGCAGCCGCAGGAGACCCUCGAGCUGCAGCACCGGCAGAGCAAGGCGGUGGCGGUCACGUCCAUGGGCUUCCCGCACGGCGACGUCAACAACUUUGUAUUGGGCGCUGAGGACGGGAAUGUUUAUACUGGUUGCCGUCACGGGCAGCGCGCCGGCGUCUCCGAGUGCGUGGAGGCGCACGCGGGCCCCGUGACCUCCGUGCACACGCACGCGGCCGCCGGCGCCGUGGACCUGAGCCACCUGUACCUGAGCGCCUCCGUCGACUGGAGCGUCAAGCUGUGGAGCCUCAAGGAGAACAAGCCUCUCUACUCAUUCGAAGAGUCCGGCGACUACGUGUGCGACGCGCGCUGGUCGCCCGCGCACCCCGCGCUGUUCGCGGCGGCGGACGCGGCCGGCCGCCUCGCGCUGUGGCACCUCAACCGCGACACGGAGGUGCCAGUGGCCAGCAUCCAGGCGUCGGGCGGCGUGGCGCUGUCGCGCGUGGCGUGGAGCGGCGCCGGCACGCACGUGGCUGCUGGAGACGACGCGGGCAGGAUCUGGCUCACGGAGCUCAACGAGACCCUGUCCCAGCCGCGCAACGACGAGUGGACCAAGUUCGUGUACACCCUGCAAGAGCUACGCAACAACCAAGCGGAUGAAGAGACGGACCGGCUGAGCCUUGCCGCCAGCGGGCCGCCCUCGCUGACCUCCCUCACCAGCCUGGCCAGCAACCCGCUGCGGUAGACCACCAGGGGUGAGGUGCCAGGGGUGUAGGGAAGUGGGGGUAAUUGCAGCGGCUAACAUUUUGAAGCCUAUACGAAUGAAAGUUCAUUAAGACCUAUAUAGCUUCUAUUCUUCUAUUCCUAUAUAGACUAUAGGAAUAGAAGAAUAUAGCCUAUAGUAGCUAUAAGCUUCUAUUUAGUUCAUUUGCGGAUUCCACUCAUGCAAUAUGAUGGCAAAAAUUUGCUUCGAAAAUGCAGGCCGCUGCGAUUAUGCUGAUGUUACUCAUAUGAAUUUCAGCUGGGUCUUUAUCUUACUCAAGGAAACAGUAGGCUUGUAGAUGCAGGAGUCAGUAUGUAAUCAUCUAUUAUUAUCACGAUGCUGAAUGAUACAAGUUUUAAUAACUAUUUUGAAUAGCAGUUGAGAUAACUGAUUAACAUCUAACGCAUUUUUAUAUCACGAACUGAUUGAUGUAGAGGAAAUUACUGAUCAUGGAUUAUAUUUGUAAGGAAGUACAUUUAAUUGCUAAGUUAUGGAGUCAUUAAGGAUUAUUAUUGGCAACUUAUAACUUAUUUAGCAUUGCUUUUAGGGAAGUUUCAUGGUGUCAACACUUUGAAAAGUGCAAUUUAGGGUUGCUAACUAGAGAUUUAGCUGAAUGUUUUGUAACUGAAUAUGAAUUUCCAACUAAGUUUUUAUUUAUUCCAACAUAUUUUUUAUUGUUAUAGAUAGAUAGGUAUUGAGAUGUAAUUAUUAUUCAACCUCGAUUUUAAGUUCUCAAGUUUUGUAUCUUUAAUAAACAUUAUUCAUUCAUAAUUAGAAACAUAACAUUUACUAACAUGAGGAUCAAAUAGGUACAGCAAUAUAACAGCAACAAUUUUAUUGUUUUUCAAACUUAAACUAUAUGAAACAUGUUAAAUACACAUAAAUUAUUAAUGUACUUAUAUGUUUAUGCUAUUGUAAUAGCUACAGAGAAUAAAUGGCUUAUCAUAAA